UUCGUUAUUCCUAUAAGCAUCUUAAAGACGAGAUAUACUCAGAACAUUUUCGUUUGCAAAACUACUUCAUUGUCUGUCUGAGCUAGUUCAUUGGUGCUGCUUUUUGGUUGUAAAAAGUUUGCUGAAUUCAAGGAUGAAACAACUUAGUCAAGCCAAUCACUUUAAAAAAAUCGGCGUUGGAUUUCGGUUCGGGUUAGAGAGUUUCGACCUUAUUCUCCGUGUUCAUGGUAGAGAUAUUCCAGUCCACCAGCUGAUUUUGGUCCGUGCCAGCAAAUACUUUGAGUUUCUCUUCAGUGGACGCUUCGAGGAGUCUGGGAAGAAAGUCAUAGAAAUGGAUGAGUUUGAAUUUGAGAUCGUGGAAUUGGUUGUGGACUUCAUUUAUUCUAGAACCGUAAACCUUUCUAGCGAUAACGUAGUGGAUGUUUACGAACUGGCUGACUUCCUGCAGGUGACCAAGCUGUUGCUGUUUUGCAUUCGUUUUAUGGUGGAGUCUGUAAAUCCGACCAAUUGCAUCGCCUACUGGAAGUUAGCAGAUUUCUAUUCUAUGCCUCCAUUGCGGGAAAUUUUACAAACGUAUAUUUGUAAACAUUCCGGAAAAGUGGUGAAGACCACCGAUUUCCUGGAGUUGGAAUUUGAGGAUGUAAAGUCUAUAAUGACGAACGUCGAGAUGAGCAGACUCGAAUGGGUCAAAUCAUAUAAGUCAAUUUUCUCAGCAAUGAAGGCGUGGAUGAACCAUGAUACAACUAGGAGUGUGCACUCAGAAAGCCUCGUGACUCCAACAAGGAAUAAGGGACAGCUUAAACCUGAUUCUAACGCCGAAAUUGUUUGCAGUGGAUUGGCUAAGCUUGAGUGCAGUGAAUAAGCCCUAAUGCAACCGUGUAGGGUGGGCACCAAGGGAAGCAGUUCGCAAGAACCGUGGAAAUUGGGGGGAAAAACUUUUAGACAAUGCAGUUCUAACAAACAAGUUCGUUAUGGAGUGUCUUUAUGGUCGAAACUGAUUGUUGGACAACUUCAACCUUUACAGAUAUCGAAGUAGUCAAUCAUGGUGUAAACUCAAAUUUCUUAGGUGUACACAUUUUGGUAAUGUCCCAUAUUAACACAAAUUCCACUUCAUUGUAUAUUAUCCCAAAAAGACAGUUUUUAAUCUCAAUACCAGCAUAAUUGAUUAUUGUGUGAAUUAUAAUAAUAAAGUACGAAUUUCAAUAUAAAUGUGGUGUUUAA
Messenger RNA from Hermetia illucens (black soldier fly), 1221 nucleotides. RefSeq names its product kelch-like protein 7. The record is from RefSeq and is a predicted model, not a curated record. The coding region runs from base 134 to 862 and encodes 242 amino acids. Gene Ontology annotation, molecular function: protein binding. The transcript is spliced from 5 exons. NCBI's taxonomy places the organism in Eukaryota, Metazoa, Arthropoda, Insecta, Diptera, Stratiomyidae.